Messenger RNA from Cyphomyrmex costatus, 3552 nucleotides. RefSeq lists its product as uncharacterized. NCBI's taxonomy places the organism in Eukaryota, Metazoa, Arthropoda, Insecta, Hymenoptera, Formicidae. The transcript has 3 exons. Bases 1705 to 3552 code for a protein of 615 amino acids. The record is from RefSeq and is a predicted model, not a curated record.
GUGUAAAGCCGCCGGAGUAAUUAAGGGAUCGAUCACACCCCCUUGGAAGUACAAAGGUACAGUGAUAACGCUCUGCAUUCAGGGGGUUGGUGAUCAUUUCCACCGAGUACCGGAAGUGCGUCUCGCAAAAGUUUGCUUAGCGUUGUAAUUGCGAGAGAGAUUUAACUUUUAAGAGAAAUCGCUGUAUCGAUCGACAAGGUGGAAGUGGCGUUCAUCGAAAGAACGAAUAAAUAGAUCAUCGAAUUUUUGAUUUUCUCGCCGUCGAUUUCGGAGCAGUUAGAUGUAAGUGCCGUAUACGCCGGAAAUUCGGAGUAUUAUAGGAAUGGUAACGCGAUGUGCACGCUAAUAUUGUAAAGGCGGAUUAAACUUCAUGCGACUGCAAAUAGUGGUUCUUUACAAUCGUCGAUUAUAAAGACAAUCCAGUCGUUAUCAAAUUAUAACGUUCUCCUACAAUAUCUAUAUUGUGAUUGCAUUAACUUUCGUAUUCUAUAUUCCAUACUGUGAUUGCAUUAACAUUCGUAUUCUAUAAUCUCGGAAUGCGACCUCGAUCGAUACAUUCGGUAUUCUAUUCUGGCCGAAAGUCAUCGUGCAUGCGAGAGAAGCGAGACGAAGAGCGCAGCGAGAGAUGAGCGUCGACCGCUUUCGACUUGAAAGUCGCGAUCGAGAAACUCUCACGACCUGAUGUCGCCUCCGAUACGACUUAUCAACGCGUCGUGAUAAAUACACGCAGAUCACGUCUAUAUGUUCAAUUGAUGUCGUCGCGUCUUCAUAAUUAAGACGGAGGACACGCGAGAUUAAUAGACCGUCAGCGCGUCUCGAAAGCUGUGUGACAACCAACACUAUUAAUCCUUCAAUUAAUCGAGUCGAAAUUGGUUGACGCAUUCCACUUCUUUCGCUCCUUCUAAUUCUUCCGCGCAUGAAAGCGAGGAGAAGCACGGGACGAAGUCUCGCGUAACGAUGGCAGAUCGGAACAGCCGAAUCAUCGGUCCCGUCGAGCGCUCGGAAAUAAUCGCCGAUUGUCGGCGAGGUUGAGGCCUACGAAUGAAGAUCCGAUUGGCACGCGAGUUAGUAAGAUCGUUGAUGAACUCGUUGGCAAACCCGUCAACGAAUGGCUCGCAAACAUUGCACGACGAGUGUUGCUCUCGGCGAUAAUAGCUCGCGAAUCGGAGCUCGUGUCCUUCUUGGCGCGCCGAGAACGCGCGGGGUCACGCUCGCGCGCCGAUCGAAUUAAAAAAAAAAAAAAAAAAAAAAAUACCGGGCGACGCCAAUCAACAAGGAGGACGGCCGAGUGGCGUAGCGGAGCGGACGAUAACGAGGCAGCACGCAGAAGGAGCAUUGUGUCAGUGGCAAGAAGGUCCCAACUGGCGCUUUCAUCGUCUUUCUUCUGUCUCUCUGCGACGAGCUAGUCGGCCAACGAAGCAAUUAGCGACGAUUGGCAGCUGCUUCUUCAAUUCGGGAUUCCGCUUGGGAAUUUUAAUUUUCGUUUUCUCGGGCAAAACGAACGAAAGCUAGUGAAUCAGACGGGAGGUCGAAAGUUAUAGCAAACUCUGUGCAGCUCGCGAAAUCGAAAGGAGAAAAGCACAGGAUCGAAAAGAGAUAAAAAUUUUUCAUCGAUCGGGAUAUGUGCGAGUGCGAUAUCGAUAUGACCAGUGACGCGAAUUGACGCUUCGAAAGUGAGAGGAGGCGCUCGGAAGAGAAGCGAAUAUGAUGAUGCCGCUACCGCAAGUCGUGGGUGUCUUGCUGAAGAAACCGGGGCAGCAGACUCAUCCACGAUUACCUCCUCUGGAUCCACAGGAGACCAAAAUUAAAGGCGAGCUGUAUGUGGAAGAUCUGGGCGAAAGAAGAACGGUUUCCAUCAGAAUGGGCUGGCUAUGGGUCGAAGGUACUCCGAUGAGAUUACCACUGCGAGCAUUAAAUCUCCGUCAGGCACCACCAAGCCUCUGUCAACCCCACACGUUUGCUCUCGGCUUUACCUUGAGCGAUUCAGAAGGUCGUUCGCUCGCCACUUUUUGGGCGGAUACGGAACCGAUCUAUUGGUCUUGGGUCAGAGCGAUUGCGGCCGAACUAGUUCGGCAAACGCCGUUUCGCGCUCAACGAUGCUUGAACUUCCUGGAGAUAUUGACCAUUUGUCCGAGAGGUCCGGUUCCGUUGCCGGAUAGCCCGACGGAAACGCGAAGGCGAUCUCGCAGCGAAUUACGUUGCUGGCCGAGCGAUUCACCGACGGAGAAGACGGCAUUGUGCACGACGACAAUCAUCGACGAUUCGAGGAGGAGGGCGAGAAGUGAAUUACGCGGUUGGUCCAGCAGUAACUCGAGCGACGAGGACCUGUUGGGAGAAUUUCGAAGCAUACCCACUGUGAUAAGCAACAAGGACCAACCGGUCAGCAGAGCGUGGGGUUGCAGCGAAAGCAGCGAGGGUAGCGACGAUAGUCUCCCUUGGGGUGGCGUAUGCCGGUCGAGCGAUACAGUGGACUCCUGCAGCGUCCCCUUACCGGAACCAGAAACGAGGGAACAGAGAAUACAGAGGUACAAAGAGGCGCGCAGACGCGAAAACGAAGCAAGAAGUCGACGAGUCCUCGAAGAGGAUGCAAGGCGGAAAGCAAGAGCCGAGGAAAACAACAACAAUUUGCCGAAGAUCUACGGUAGAACCAGGACCAGGAUUUGUUCUGCCAAUGAUAACGACGAUACUUAUCCGACCCGUUCGCCUAAAAAGGUACUUCUUACGUCGACCGACAUACAAAAACAAAACGAGAUCGUCGAUCGAUUACCUCCGCUCAAAUCGAACGAGACCUCCACAGUGAGGUUCACCGAAGAAAAUUAUCGAAAUGAGGACGAUACACGGAACAAUAAUAGUCCUAGAAGUGGAAACAACUGUCCUGGAAUAUUCAGGUUGGACCUCAACGAGAGGAGAAGUAGAGCCAGAGAGAGGAGAAUCAUUCGUGACAAGGUACAGCUAUCGCAAGCUCAGCAAUUGAUGACCGAUCUCACCAUCGCUAAUGUGGAAACUCUUCGCGAGCGGAAAGAGCGGCUGGCUCUUCUGUCUUCUAGAAUUCCCGUUCCCCGUCAGUCGUCGCAGCCCUGCCUAAAAUCCACGGAUUGCCCGGCAAUUGUAUCCCCGAGCUCUCCGUCGGUUUUAACGGUACCACCUUGCGAGGAGGAUGUUGCCAAACUCUUGGAGCGAUGUCAGAGGGUAGACAAAUACGUGCCGGUACGGGAGAAGCUGACUUUAUUCGAAUCCCUUUCGAGAUUAGGCGGUCGCCUGGCCAGAAGCACGGAAGAUCUUGGCCGAACAUCUUGCAAGCCUAGUCCCAAAGGCAAACAACGCGCCCGGUCAUUGCACGAUCUCAACCGAGGUGCCCGAGCUCUACCCGUGAGAGAGAUGUGUCGAUUCUUUGAGGGCGAUCUGGAGCAGGACGCUUGCCAAAAAACGAUGAAUCUUGCGAAAACGAGAUUUAGCGAUCCAUCCGCGAAGAACACAUGGAAAGAUCCGUGUUCGAAACACGAGCCACCAUGCAUCAGCGCUUCCGUGAGAAAGAAACAUUAUUUCAAGUAA